Molecule: messenger RNA, 1145 nt
Organism: Mercenaria mercenaria
Lineage: Eukaryota; Metazoa; Mollusca; Bivalvia; Venerida; Veneridae
Exons: 4
Coding region: 329-1138 (269 amino acids)
Source: RefSeq, a predicted model, not a curated record
GCACACGGUAAGUUAACAUACGUGAUUUAACAAAUCAGCGUAAACAUGACUCACGCUUAAUGAAUGUUUGCAAAUGUUGGACAUAUUUAUAUUCUUAUAUGCUUAUAUUAUUUAAGCACUUGUGUUAGAAUUAAAUAUUCUCCUAUAAACAUGAGGUAAAUUUUAAACUUCUUGAAAUACGUAAAUACACAAUUGAUAAACAAAAACAUGGGAUGUUUGGAACUGCAAGACGCACAAUGAAUGGAAAAGAGAAGAAUAGCUCAGUUUUGAAUCACACGUAGCGGCAUCUAUAAAGAGACAAGUAAAGGAAGUGUAACAUUUUGUAAAUAUGGCAACAGCCCAACCAUUACAAGACCGAGUUCAUCUGUUUCGUCUCCAAACUCUUAUUAUAGAUGGAGGCACUACAGUCAUAAGGAAUAUAAUUCAUCAAAAGAGCUCCAAUGUUCCGUUUAAUGUGUUUCUUAGUCAUGAAAAGAGAGCAGUAAAAACACUGAGGAGCAAGAAUACAAUAACGAAAGCACAGUACAAUCUGCUGUAUCCACAAGGUGGUAAUCUUCCUUCUGUCACUGACAUCGACCUGACUCUUGCAACAUGCCUGCUGAGAAAUCUAAAUAGUUUCGGGCUAAACCCUAACUAUAACUGGAGUGCAACACCGCAGCAAGCUGACACUUCCGUUGAGGCAGACUUAUGUCGUCUUAGAAAUACACGAAAUGAUAUAGCGCAUAUGGCGACUACAACCGGAAUAGACCAGGCAACAUUUCAGAUCAAGUGGAAGGAAGUCGAACAGGUACUUCUCAGACUGAAUAACUCUGUUCCAAAUGCGAUUCCCAAUCUUCAACAAGAGCUUGACGAGUAUAAAAACAACCCUCUUGAUCCAGAGGCUGAGGAAAAAAUAGAAGAAGAAAUAGAAAAGUUGCAAGAAAUGGAGAAAAACCUCGAAAUUGAAGUACAGACUGUAAAAAAGGAGUUUGAAGAUGUUAAGGGAAAUGUUAAAGGAGUAGAAGAAGAUGUUGCUGCUGCACAUAGAAAGAUUGAAGAGUUGAAAGUGCGAACAAUAACAGGUGGGAAUUUACCUUUAGCCUUUUUAAUACACGCGUUACGUGUUCGAUAUGUACAAAAAAUCUGUAAGAAAUCAUAAAUCAUUA